This is a messenger RNA of Cololabis saira (Pacific saury), 4933 nucleotides long. RefSeq names its product WASH complex subunit 2C (gene washc2c). The transcript has 31 exons. The record is from RefSeq and is a predicted model, not a curated record. Bases 138 to 4436 code for a protein of 1432 amino acids. Gene Ontology annotation, molecular function: retromer complex binding; phosphatidylinositol phosphate binding. NCBI's taxonomy places the organism in Eukaryota, Metazoa, Chordata, Actinopteri, Beloniformes, Belonidae. Gene Ontology annotation, cellular component: WASH complex; early endosome. Gene Ontology annotation, biological process: protein localization to endosome; retrograde transport, endosome to Golgi.
UCUGCAGACAGAAUAUGGCUGACCUGUCAGAAGACCAAUGAGGGAAAGGCCAAAUUUUGCAUAAUCGAUCUUAUUUUUUUCUUUUUUUCUGACCGCAAUUGACCCUAGUAGGCAGCAUUUGACCAGAAGUGUUCAAGAUGAGUGCGUUGCCAGAGGGAAUGGCAAAUGGGCCGAGCCGGCGUGAACACUUGGAGAAUAAUGCUCAUAUAUGGGAGAGACCCUGGAGUGUUGAAGAGAUAAGACAGCACAGUGCCAACUGGUCUUUGGCUGCUGACUCAGGGCUCUUCCUCUUCCUCCAAGACUUCUCCCAGCGAAUGUUGUCAAAGACGCAUGACAUUGAAAAACAGCUAGACAGUCUAAUACGUGACACCAAGGCCACGGACAGCCGCUUGCAUUCCGUCUUCAACGACUUUCUCAUGCUCUCCAAUACACAGUUUAUAGAAAAUAGAGUGUAUGAUGAGGAAGUAGAAGAGACUAUUCCCAAGGCUGAUCCACCAGAAAAGUUGCCUGAGCAGGAGAAGACUCGAGAGCAGAAAGAAGCAGAAUUGAUUCCUAAGAUGCAGGAAGCAGUAAACUAUGGUCUCCAAGUGCUGGAGUCGGCCUUUGAGCAUCUGGACAUCAAAGCAGGGAACUCUGACUCUGAAGAUGAGGAGGUCACAGACAGAGUAGACGCCAUUUUGGAGCCCAAGGAUCUUUAUGUGGACAGACCACUCCCAUAUCUGAUUGGUUCUCAAGCUUUCAUGGAACAGGAUGAUGUUGGACUUGGUGACUUGUCAAGUGAUGAAAUGUCAGUUGACAGUGACAGGGACAGUGUGAUUGAGAGUGAAGAUGGCAAAGAGGCAGUUCAUUCAGAUGAAGACUUUGAUCAGGAGGAGGAUGAACAUCACAAUAUUAAAAAGAAAGCAUCCAUGAUAAGUUAUGAAGAGGAUGAAGAGGAGGAGGAUGAAGAUUCCGAUAUAUUUGGAGACUCUGACAAGGAUGAUGAUGAUGAAGAUGAUGAUGACUCAAAAGAUACAGGCCCUUCAUCAUUUGCUGAUGAGCUUGCUGCUCGUAUCAAAGGAGAAACUUUUAAGAGACCAGAAGGAGAUCGUGCAUCAUUAACAUCUAAGAAGAAGAGUAAAGUCAGAAAAGAAUCAAAACCUACAAAGUCACAUGCAGCUGAAGAAGACGGCGAUGAUAUGUUUAAGCCACCAAGGAUGAAUGAUGAUGAUGAUGACUUCUCCCCAUUCGGAGGGAAAAGUGGCCUCUUCAGUGGAGGGAAAGGUCUCUUUGAUGAUGAUGAUGAGGGUGAUCUUUUCUCUGAUGCACCAAAGCCUGUGUCAGAAGAGAAAAGAGCUUCGGAUGAAAGCAUAAGAAGCACAGCUCAAACUGCAGAAUCUAUCAAGAAGAUUCCAGCAGGUGCUGUCUCAAUUUUCCCAGACAACAGCCGCUUCACUUCGAGACAUGACUCUGAUUCUGAGGAGAGUAAAGAGAAUGGCACUUCAGCUGUUAAGACCAAUGCCAUCCCCAAACUGGCUCCCACAGGAGCUGGGCUGUUUGAUGAUGAGGAUGAAGACGAUGACUUUUUCAGUGGUAAAAGCUUGAAAAAGUCUGACUCUGCUGUACAGGAGAAACCCAAAGCCAAAAAAGCUAUUGACCUUUUUGACGAUGAAGAUGAAGAGGAUGGUGAUAUAUUCAAUGACAAAUACAGUGCACCACCUCCAACCCAGAGCAAGCAGGAGGUUGUGAAGGAGAAGGUUAACUCCGCUGAGAAAAAGAUCCUCCCAGGAGCUGUUUCCAUGUUUGGUCCUGGAACUAAAAGUUUACUCACUGAGGGCCUGAAAAGGCAACAGCCAUCAACUAGCGAAGAGUCUGAGAAAUCCGAACAGAAUGGGACUGCUGCUGAUGAUGGGAAAGAUUCUUUUGUGCAAGCGCAAACACCUCCGACCAGAGGCCUCUUCUCUGAUGAUGAAGACGCACAGAUAUUUCCAACAAUCACUAAGAGCCAGUCUAAGCCCGAACCUACUAGCAAGGUCCCUUCAUCAUUAUUUGAUUAUGAGGAAGAGGAGGAUCUGUUUGCAUCUGCAGCUAAGUCUAAACCAAAAACGGACCGAGCUAAAGCCUCCACGCCCCAGCCAACCAAGCCAAGCAGCUCACUCUUCAGUGAUGAUGAGGAUGAAUGGAUUACUUCAAAAGGUAGCACAACAAAACCAGAGUCCAAGACAGGGGGGAUGAAAACUAGUGCCAGUGCCCCGUCCAAUCUCCCCAACACCAAAGUAUCUCAGAAGAGCAGCUUGUUUGAUGAUGAGGAGGAUGUUCUGUUUGUUCCAACAAAAGAAUCAAGCCAGAAGAAGCCCCAGAGGGUAGCUCUCCUGUUUGAAGAUGAGGGUAAUGAUGAAGAAAAAGGAUCGCUGUUUGGCACCAAACCCACUGUCAACACAAACACUGAAGCUCCAGCUAAAACAGCUGUUACCUCUCAAACAACUGCGCCGUCGGAGGAGAUUGCAGUUUCUACAACAGCAGCAAAAGACAAGCCACCAAAGCCGUCCGAAAAACCAUCUGAGGCAAUGUUGCCAUCACAGGAGAGCACUGAAAAUAAAAAGAAGCCUGCUGGAGCAGUCAGUCUCUUUGGUGGCAUUAAUGUCCUCGCCAAUAAACAGACAAAGAGCCCACUGGAUGAGGUAGACUCUGAUGACAUCUUCCUCUCUAAGGACACCUCACCACCAAACGUUAACAGGGAGGAAAAGAAGGAAGACAAGGGAAAAGCAGUUACCGUUAGUCUGUUUGAUGAGGAGGAGGAAGACGAAUCAGAUUGGAAAGAUCCAAUAUUCACACCCAGUAAACCCACAGCAACAGAGCCCACAGAGGAGCAACCGCAGGCAAAGAGCACAGGUGUAUUCCAGGAUGAAGAGUUGCUGUUCAGUCGGACUCAGCAGAAGGACAAUGACCCAGAUGUUGACCUCUUUGCCACUUCAGGGAAAGAUGCAACUUCCAAACUUGGCUCAGUGAAGCCAGCAGCAGAGAGUCUGUUUGCAGACGAGGAUGAGGAUGAGGAUGACCUCUUCAACUCAAGCAAGCCAAAAACCCCUCCGAAAGUAGCAGAGAAACCCAGCAAACCUAAUGACAAAGCACCACUUGCAAGUCCAGAACCUCUAUCUGAGAUUCAGAAACCUGCACCAAGCCCUCUAAAACCUAAAGAUCCCUCUUCAAGGAUUGGGAAACUUCAAGCCAGUCUGUUGAUCAACCCGGCUGCAUUGCUCCCUGGUUCUCUAUCCAGCCCGUCAGGGGCUCCCAGUUCCUCCUCUGGGGUAUCUAGCUCCAGCCUGAGCCCAAGUCCUGCCACUACUCCUCUUGGAGCUCAUGCAGACAGUGAAGUCGCAGUGAGCUUUGAUACACCGGUCCAAAUCACAACGCUGCAGAGCACGAACAAGGGUCGUGUCAAAGGUUCUCUCCUUCGAAGACCACAGUCCAGAGCAGCAAGGCAACAACAAGCCCAACAAUCUACUGAACAUAAAGAUGAAAAACUAGGUGGAGAUGUUCCUGUGCCAACCCCCAGUGUGUCUGCUUCAUUCUUACCCCCACUGAACAAGCCCAGUCAUACACAGAUCUUUCCAACAUUGCCUAACUCAGACGCACCUCCUAGACCCACCACUCCCACACCCUCCCAACCUGCACCCUCUCCGAUUCCCCCCAGACCCUCUGAACUGACACUCCCUGUAUCAACAAACACUGGAAAUAAAGACAUAAGCAAGGAUAUUGGGACUUCAAAGGUGUUGCCACCCUCUGACGAAGAUGACCUUUUCGGCUCUGAUAGUCUGUUUGGAGCAAACUCGGUCACUAACAAACCCUCCAUCAGAGAAACUACAAAAACAACUCUUCCUCAGGCCUCUAGCCAGGUGGCAGUAAAGAAAGACAAAGAUAAAAGCACAUUCCCAUCCAUUUUUGAUGACAACAUUGAUGACUUAUUCCACAAUGUUAAGCCAAGGACAACCACUAAAGCACCUAAGGCCUCAUCCUUUUUGGAAGAUGAUGAUAAUGACGAUGAUAUAUUUGGCCUGAGUAACAGUUCCACUCCUUCAUCCACAAGUAGUAGAGAAAUCAAGAGCAGCAUGAGCUUUUCAAAGCAAGACAUCUUUCAGGACGAGGCAGCUAUUGUGGUUAAAGCGGCAAAGAAGGACAAGGAGAAGACCAUUGAUGCCAGCUUGUUCGACGAUGAUGUCGACAUUUUUGCUGACCUGACUGACACUUCAAAACCAAAACAGAAGUCCAAGACAAAGGGAGAGAUCAAGUCAAUAUUUGAUGAUGACAUGGAUGACAUUUUCUCAACAAGCACAGUAAAACCAGUGCCCAAGGCUCCUCAUAAAUCAAAGAAAAUGCCACCAUCCCAGGAGACCAGUGCAGCAGCAGAUUCAAGCAACAUAUUUGAUGACCCACUUAAUGCUCUGGGUGGAAAUUGAUGUUUUGGCUUGGCUAGAUUUGUACAGUUGUGAAUUCAUCCUUUUGCUGUUGAGAGUUUGUUGGAAGAUUUCAGAUGACUGUUGAUAGAGUAUUUAUUGAUAGAAAAAUUCUCAAUACUGUGGCUUAUUUUUGGGAGAUAGUCAAAUGAAUAGUAUUCCAGUCAUUUUCAAAAUUCUGCCAUCAUGGUUACUAUAAAUUGUUAGUCUUUAUAAUACAUAAUAGCACUUUAUAAGCAUAACUAUAUGCUUAGCCUCGAGGCCUGCAGAAUUAAACGGUAAUUUUUUUUUUUUUUUGGAAGUUCUUUGGCUUUGCCUUGUGAGAUUUCUUGCUUUGGUUAUGUGCCAUAUCAUCUUUAUGAGAUAUCAGCGUGUUUACUUACUACCGUAAUCAUUUUGACAAAGUUUUUAUUGAGAUUUUCAUCCAUUUCUUAACUUUGGUUGUGAUGACAAAGACAUUUUUUUUUUAAUAACUAAAAAGAUGCAUAUUUUAUCUGAAA